AUUUUGGGUGCCUAGCUCCAAUUCCACCUAGUUGAAUAAUUGAUUAUCAUUGCCUGGGGUCCACCUUGAUGCCAAUUCCACCUAGUUGAAUGGUUGGUUGUCUCAAUACUCUUCUUCACCUUCUCACCAGAAACAAAUAAGCAAUUUUCAGGAAAGAAAUACUUUGCUAGCUCUGCAGUUAGUGACAUUUGUUUCUCUCUUAAAAUUUGAGAGUGAAACUGACGAAAAUCCCUCCAAAAGAGAUGGAGAUGGCCUCCACUUGCAGCAUCGAUCGUGUCUUACUUGAUCUAGAGUCGCUCCGGAACAGCUCCGGAAUAUCCCUUUAUCUUCUUUACGAUGUUCGUGAAGCAAUCAAACACAUGAAAUUUCUCCAAACAUUUCUUAUGUGUGCUAGAAAGUGGAGCCAAAGCAAUGAUUUGUACUUGCAAUCUGACAAUGUUGUGAAGAGGGUAAGUCUUCCAUCUUUCUUAUCUUGUAUCGAAGAUACCUUUCACAAAUAUGAGGAGGAUAUUCACUCUCUUUCCCGUGAUAAGAUAUAUGUAGUGUUCCGCGAAAUUAGGAAACAGAUCAUAUUAUUCAAGCAAGAAAUCAUCCAAAUUUACUUUGCUUUGGCAACUUUGGCAAGCAACAGGUCAUUUCAAUCAAAUUCUUGUAUGACAGAUGAUGAACUGUUGGAAUUCAUAGACCUCAUCCUGCAAAAUCUAGCGGAUUUGACAAAUGACGAUUUGAAUUGGAAAAUUACUAAAUCGUCCAUUUAUGCUGCUUUGAGUGCUCAAGUCCAAGAUCUUGAAGCAAAGCUGACAUUCUUGAAAAGCUCCAUUCCCUUUGCCAAAAUGCGAGGAACCGCAGAUAUUCCUGCCUUGCUAUUGGCUCACUUUGAAGUGGUGGCGUUGACCGCAGCACGCCUCUCUUACAUGUGUUCUUUUUGGGAUGAUGAUGACGAAAAUCAAAAUCCUGGGUUCUACUCCAGAAGAACUUGCAGCUUCAAACUCCUCAGCAUCAUUACAUACAGCAGUGAUGGAUGAGCGGAUAUUGAACAACUUCAACGAUUCUCUGAUAGGACGUCUCUGGGAGUUGUUAUGCUGCAGCUCUAGCUUUGUGGAUUCUAUGAAAGAUGAAAUGCAAACACUCUAUGCAGAACUGAGGUUUUUGAGAAGCAUUUUAAGGGAGCAUCAUGCGAUGAUGGAUGAACAAAAUGAAAAAAUUGGAGCUCUCCUUGGUGAGGCAGGCAUUAUAAUAUUCUCGCCCACUCUGAGCAGAGUGAUAGAAGGAGAAGUUAGCUUCUCAGGAUCCACCCAGGUUCUUGAUUUUUGUGAUCUGCUGGCCAAUAUCAAGCAUUUUAAGGAUCAGAUCAGUGGCUCAAGUACUAUACAGAGUCUUCCUAAUUCCUCUCAUAGCUUAAGAGCACCAGAAGUUAGCCAGACUUCCAGCCGCAUGCUAUCAAAAGGUAAAAUGCCAAUAGCUCGUGAAAUCAUGGUUGGUCUUGAUGAUGAGGCAGCAAAAGUAAUUGAACGACUUAUAUGGGGAUCAGAACAGGUGGAAAUUGUUCCCAUUGUGGGAAUGGCUGGGCUUGGUAAGACGACUUUAGCCAAAAAAGUUUACAAUAAUAUUUCAGUAACCUGUCACUUCCACAUUCGUCUUUGGUGCACUGUUUCUCAAGAAUUUAACAUGAAAAGCUUGUUAAUACAAAUUUUGUGCUCUAAUGAAAAACAGUCGAGGAUGGAUGAAGAGCUUAAAAAAUUGAAUGAACAUGCGUUGCUUGAAAAGCUCCGUCAAAGGCUAUUGAAGAAUCGGUAUCUUCUUGUUUUUGAUGAUGUCUGGGACAUUGAGGUAUGGAAUGAGCUGAGAACUGCAUUCCCCAAUGACAAGAAUGGAAGUAGAAUCAUCUUUACGAGCCGAUUUUCUAAUGUAGCUUCAGAUUCAAAGGUUCAAUAUGGUGGAGAACCUCACUAUCUUCACCCACUCAGUGAGAAAGAAAGUUUCGAAUUGCUGCAGAAGAAGGUGUUUGGAGAAGAAGAAGAAUGUCCUCAAGCAUUGCAUGAAUUGGGAAUGGAGAUUGCCAAAAAGUGCAGGGGAUUGCCACUUGCACUCGUUGUUGUAGCUGGAGUCCUGGCAACUAUAGAGCAUGAUAUUUGUGUUUGGGAAGAAUUUGCUGAAAGUUUUACUUUGACCAUGGUGUCUGGUGCAGACCAGUGCAAGAAGUCCUUGGAGCUCAGUUUUGAGCAUUUACCAUACCACUUGAAGGAAUGCUUGCUGUAUUUUGCUGCAUUUCGAGAAGAUGAAAAAAUUGGUGCCAAGAAGUUGAUGUGUCUAUGGAUUGCAGAAGGAUUUGUGGAAAUAAUUGAAGGAGAGAAAUCAGAGGAUGUUGCAGAAAAAUAUCUGAUGGACCUAAUUGGCCGAAACCUAGUUAUGGUAGGUAAGAACAGAUCCAUUGGUGGAGUGAAAACUUGUUACAUUCACGAUUUGAUAUUUGAGUUCUGUAAGGGCAAGGCGAAAGAAAAGAAAUUCCUGCAGGUCCUGCGAGGAUAUGAUGAGCUUUCUACCUUUAAUGAGCCUCCCAACCUACCUCGGUUGUCCAUUUGCUCCAGUGGCAAAGAUUUUAUGAAGUCAAAGCUAUUUUGUCCAUGUUUAAGUACUCUGCUAUUCUUUGAUGCUACUCCAGGAUAUAAUAAGUUGAAGUUGCUUAAUAUCUCCUUCCUUUUUUGCAUCUACAAACAUCUUAAAGUUUUGAAUUUAGAGGGCAUUAACCUAAUGUUGAAGGAGCUUCCAGCUGAAGUUGAAUCACUUCUUUGUUUGAGGUACUUAGCCCUUAGAGCUUCGGAAAUGGAAUUCAUUCCACCAUCUAUAGCCAAGCUCUCACAUUUGGAAACCUUUAGUCUAAAUUCUGAUGAGACGGUUUCAUUGCCAGAUAGCAUCUGGAACAUGAAGAAGUUGAGGCAUGUACAUGUAGAGAAUGGCGUCGUUAUUCCUUUCUCUUCCAAUGACAACGUUGUUGAAAACCUCUCUAAUUUAGACACACUGUCUACUCUGGAGCUUUAUCUUGAUAAAGAGGGAGAGAACCUGUUGAGAAGGAUUCCCAACGUUCGCCAACUUAAAAUUUUCAAUUGUGGGAAACAAAAUAGAGUAUGCUGCAACAUGAGUCGACUAGAAUGCCUAGAGUCACUCGGCUUAGGGGACUACGGCUUCUUAGGUUCACGGGAACAUGUUGAGCUUUCUUUUCCCAUGAAUUUGAAGAAGUUGAGUCUCGGCAAUCUGGGUCUUCCCUGUAGUAAAAUGUCAUUGAUUGAACGACUACCCAAUCUUGAAGUCCUCAAAUUAAGAGACCGGGCAAUGGAGGGCCAAAGAUGGGAGCUGAUGGAAGGAGGAUUCCCUCAACUCAAGGUCUUGACUUUGGAAUACGAAAGCAUUGAGAAGUGGAUAGAGGCAGACCCUGACAGUUAUGAUUACUUCCCGUGUCUUCAGCGAUUAAAACUCUUCGGAAUUUUUAAUUUGAAAAUGAUGCCUGCUUGUUUAGGGAGUACACCAACUCUUGAAACAAUUCAGGUGGCGCAUUGUGGAUAUGGCGUCAAAUCUUUAGUAUGGGAAAUUGAAGAAGCACAGGAAGAUAAUUAUGGAGAUGUGAAUCUGAAGAUCAUCAUCAUAGAUUGAAGGGCAUCAGCUGGUGCAAUAUCUGGGAGUGCAUGCUACGGUGGUUUUUCCUCUUCAGAUUGUAAUUGGUCAUCUGUGCGGGGUCUGGCUUUCUUUGAUACUUUUGUGGAAGAUGGAGGUAAAAGUUGGAAAGGAUCAAUGGCUCUUUUCUUGUCAAAAUAUGGUGGAAACAAUCAAUGAGAUUAUUCAGAUAUUUUGUUGUUGGCCUAUUUUGUGUAAUUUCGUUUUGCUGAAUUUAAUGAUGGUUUUGUGCUAUUUCUUUUCAAACAUGUGUCAAUUUGCCGUCAAGGAACUUUGUUAUCAUUUUGAUAGAAUUGAUUAACAAUUUAUGUUUGAGCUCAUGAUUCUUGGAAGAAUAUGAUAGCCCAAUUUGGAAACCUCUAUGAUCAUCUCUUU
Messenger RNA from Coffea eugenioides, 4044 nucleotides. Its product is annotated as putative late blight resistance protein homolog R1A-3. Gene Ontology annotation, biological process: defense response to other organism. Gene Ontology annotation, molecular function: ADP binding. NCBI's taxonomy places the organism in Eukaryota, Viridiplantae, Streptophyta, Magnoliopsida, Gentianales, Rubiaceae. The record is from RefSeq and is a predicted model, not a curated record. Bases 931 to 3648 code for a protein of 905 amino acids. The transcript has 3 exons.